Molecule: messenger RNA, 1729 nt
Organism: Mauremys reevesii (Reeves's turtle)
Lineage: Eukaryota; Metazoa; Chordata; Testudines; Geoemydidae
Gene: RRP8
Product: ribosomal RNA processing 8
Exons: 8
Coding region: 270-1589 (439 amino acids)
Biological process (GO): cellular response to glucose starvation; rDNA heterochromatin formation; regulation of transcription by glucose
Cellular component (GO): rDNA heterochromatin; chromatin silencing complex; nucleolus
Molecular function (GO): methyltransferase activity
Source: RefSeq, a predicted model, not a curated record
UGAGGGAACUAAUUUAAUGCUCGCUGGUUCCAGGGUGUGAGAUUUCGGGGGAUUGUGUCAGAUGUUGGUGCAAUCCCAAUCACCUGGAUAAACCUUAAUAAAUAGGUUUAACACCUUUGGGUCCAUUGUAUUUAAAAUGUGGCUGUGUAUGUGGAGACCCUUGGAGGGGAUGAAGGGUGGCUCCUGCCAGAGCCCAGGGCAGAGCUGAGCUUGUCAAUGAGCCAGUGGGAGUCGCCUGGAGAGACGGCCGGGUUCCUGGCAGCCGUGCCAUGUUUGACGAAGGGGGGUGGAACAAGGAGGAUGGCGGGGAGGCUCUCAGCCAGGCUCUCCUGCACCCUCAGCGCUGCCCUGCCCAGCACUGCCCCCCGGCUCCCAGAGGCUCCUUGCAGAAGCAGCGCAGACGGCUCCUCGCAACCCUGCAGCGCCUGGAGGCCUCAAGCUGCAUGGAGCCUCCUCAGAGCCCCGGGCCCCUGUCUGGGGACAGCGAAUCUGAGUCUGACUCUGCGGACCGGGCGAGGAGGAAACAGCCCAGGAAACAGAGACGGGGCCUGAAACCCAGAGCUGCCUCCUCUCCCCAUAUCGCCCCAGGGACUCCAAGCGGCUCCGGCGCUCCCCAGGCAGAGCCAGCUGGCAGGAGACGGAGGAAAGAUUGUGCAGCAGAGGCCCCCGGGGACAAAGCACACACGCCCAGCAAAGAGCCGCCGAGCGGGAAGCCGGGCGCAGCCACUGGGGGGCCUGGGCCAGUGCUGAGCAGGAAGCAGUGGAGGAACAAACAGAAGAAUAAAAGGCGACAGAAGAACAAGUUCAAAGCAGGCGUGGGACAGGAUGUGGGGCAGAGCUUGGGCAUGGGGCAGGAUGUGGGGCAGAGCCUGGGCGGGGGGCAGGAUGUGGGGCAGGGGCCCUCGGCACUGCCCCCGUCGGAGCUCUCGGGGGCGCUGAGGGCCCGGAUGGAGGAGCGGCUCCAGUCAGCCCGUUUCCGCUACAUCAACCAGCAGCUCUACACGUCCAGCAGCCAGGAGGCAGCCUGGCUCUUCCAGCGCGACCCUGCUGCCUUCGCCAUCUAUCACCGCGGCUUCGCCCGGCAGGUGGGGCGCUGGCCUGAGAAUCCGGUUCACCGCAUUAUCCAGUACCUGCGGGGGCGGCCGGCCUCGCUGGUGGUGGCAGAUUUUGGAUGCGGCGACUGCAAGAUUGCGACCAGUGUCAGGAACAAGGUUCACUCGUUCGACCUGGUGGCUCUGAGCCCAUGUGUCACUGUGUGCGACAUGGCCAAGGUGCCGCUGGCAGACGAGUCUGUGGAUGUCACCGUGUUCUGUCUGGCGCUGAUGGGCACCAAUCUGCGGGAGAUCCUGGAAGAGGCCAACCGGGUGCUGAGGCCAGGGGGCAUGCUGAAGGUGGCAGAGGUUGCCAGUCGCUUUGCAGACAUCCGGGCCUUUGUGAGUGCCGUGACUCAGCUGGGCUUUCAGAUUGUCUCCAAGGACCUGGACAAUCCGUUUUUCUACAUGUUUGAUUUCUCCAAGACGGGGCCCCCCCGGGCUGGGGGGAAGCUGCCGGGCCUGGUGCUGAGACCCUGCCUCUAUAAGAAGCGCUGAGGGGCCCCUCAGCUGGUGUCUGCCCUGGGGGCCCUGCCCCUGCCUGGAGGCCCUGCUCCUGCACCUGGCCCCACCCUAUCUGGGGGCCCCGCCCCGUUGGGGGGUGUUUAGUCUCCUGGACCUGGCUGUGGGGGGCAGUG